AUGAAGAUCACGGUGCAGUCGUCCAAGGCCAUCAGGCCCGCCCGCGGUGGCGCCGGCGGCGGCGCUCCGUCCACGGCCGCGGACGCCGCCAUCCCGCUCACGGUGUUCGACAAGGCCAACUACGACCUGUACAUCUCGGGCAUCAACUUCUUCCGCCCGCCGGCGCCGCCGAACGCCGCGCUCGCGGCGGGGCUCGCCCGGGCGCUCGCCGAGUACCGCGAGUGGGCGGGGCGGCUCGGCGCCGACGCCGCCGACCGCCGCGCAAUCCUGCUCACCGACGCGGGCGCACGGCUCGUCGAGGCGACGGCCGACGUCGCGCUCGGCGCCGUCAUGCCGAUGGAGCCGGCGCCCGAGGUGCUGGGCCUGCACCCGGACGGCGACGGCGCCGAGGAGCUGCUGCUGGUCCAGCUCACCCGGUUCGCGUGCGGCUCCCUCGCCGUCGGCCACACCAUGCACCACCCCGUCGCCGACGGGCGCGCCGCCUGCAACUUCCUUCUCGCGUGGGGCCAGGCCACCCGCGGCGCGGCGUUCGACCCCGCCCCGGCACACGGCAGGGCGUCCCUCUUCGUGCCCCGCGACCCGCCGCGCGUCGCGUUCGAGCACCGCGGCGUCGAGUUCAAGCCGCCGCCUGCUCGCGGCGAGAGCCCCGGCGGCAGGCGCGACGUCGCCGGAUGCGGAGGCGACGAGGUGGUGGUGCGGAGGGUGCGCUUCGGCCAGGAGUUCGUCGCCGAGCUGAGGUCGCGGGCGUCGGCGGGGGCGCCGCGGCCGUACAGCACGCUGCAGUGCGUCGCGGCGCACCUGUGGCGGUGCAUCACGGCGGCGCGCGGGCUCGAGGCGCGCGAGGUCACCAGGCUGUGCGUCGCGGUGGACGGGCGCGCGCGCAUGCGCUGCCCGCGGGUGCCGGACGGGUACGCCGGCAACGUGGUGCUGUGGGCGCGGCCAGCCGCCACCGCUGGGGAGCUCGUGUCCAGGCCGCUCCGGUUCGCCGUGGAGCUCCUGUCCCGGGAGGUGGCGCGCGUCGACGACGGCUACUUCAGGUCGUUCAUCGACUUCGCGAGCUCCGGGGCGGUGGAGGAGGAGCGGCUGGUGCCCGCGGCCGACGCGGCGGAGACCGUGUACAGCCCGGACGUCGAGGUGGACAGCCUGCUGCACGCGCCCUUCUACGAUCUGGACUUCGGCGGCGGCCCGCCGUUCUUCUUCAUGCCCGGCUACCUGCCGGUGGAGGGCUCCGUCUUCGUCGUGCGCUCCUUCUCCGGCGACAGGAGCGUGGACGCCUACGUGCCCCUCUUCAGCCGCGCCAUGGAUACCUUCACUAAGUGCUGCUACUCGCUGGAAAUGGCGGACGCACGCCUUUAGGGCGCACGAAAAUCUAAUGCUUUUCUGCUAGCUCUUUGCAUCCAUAGCCCACCGUUCGAACUGAUUGUGUAAAAAAAUGUUGUGUUUUAGUCAAGAUUUUUUUUGAGAUUAA
Panicum virgatum (switchgrass) is the source of this 1468-nucleotide messenger RNA. Its product is annotated as agmatine coumaroyltransferase-2-like. NCBI's taxonomy places the organism in Eukaryota, Viridiplantae, Streptophyta, Magnoliopsida, Poales, Poaceae. The transcript has a single exon. Bases 1 to 1356 code for a protein of 451 amino acids. Gene Ontology annotation, molecular function: acyltransferase activity, transferring groups other than amino-acyl groups. The record is from RefSeq and is a predicted model, not a curated record.